UGUACCCUGAGAAAACAUAAACCGAACCGGAAGCCCCGGACCCCCUUCACCACGCAGCAGUUGAACUCCUUAGAGAAGAAGUUCAGAGAGAAACAAUAUCUUUCCAUAGCAGAGAGAGCAGAAUUCUCAAAUCAUCUUAAACUUACAGAAACUCAAGUCAAAAUUUGGUUCCAAAACAGAAGAGCUAAGACGAAACGACUUCAAGAAUCUGAAUUAGAAAGAUUAAGAUUUGCCUCUGCACCUCUCAUGCCUCAUCCUUUUGGUAUCCCUCCCUCCCUCCUCCCGGGAGCCCUCAAUGGAUUCCCGCAUUUUCCCCCGGUAUCCCUCGCCUCCCUCUCACAAUCCCUCGCUAAUAGCGGACAACGUCUUUAAAUAUGUGAUUUGGAAACUAUGACCCUGUACAUGACUAUAUGGGACAUUGAUGCACCGAACAUGACUUUAUUUGAUGGUUGAACAUGUCUACACACUGUGGUUGAUCUGACGGCUCUAGACAAGGAAGAAGAGAGAUUUGAUGAUGAUUUCGUGCGAUAUAUAAAUAUAGAUCCAAACCACAAACAGUCCCAUUCAUAAAUCAUAAAAUUGAAAUUAAAAUAAAGAAGAACCUGAUUACUUGCCUCAACCUAUAAUUUUCUUAUUCUUAUAUUUAGACUUUAUAUUUUAAAAUAUCAAAUGUUCGAAAGUUGGAAAGAUUAGAAAAUUACAGUUUAAGGCGGGUAAUCAGUUCCUGUAUUAUCAUUUCAAAUGUCCUUCUGACACAUUUUUUACUUUUGAUUAUUUUAUCCCGAUUUGGAGUUUUUUUUUAUAUCUUUUCAUGUUUCACGUCUUUUUUGUAUUCAUGUUCCGUGGAUAUUCAAAAACUUAGUUUCAUCUGACCCCCCUCCAUCAACCCCCCCUCUCAUAUCUGAUAAAAAUAUCAAAUUAAAUUGUGUAAAUUCACCAUCAUUGAAUAAAAUGUGACACUUUCCAUUCAACUUCAACAUUUUCCGCGGCCAUUUUGGAAAGUUGUGAAAAGGCGGGAAAUGAAAAACUUUUUCAAUUUUUGAAUUUUAAAUUCUUUAAAGUUCUCUUUGUUGAGCUGUCAGAAGCUGUGACAGCGUGUAAUAUACUUCAUAGAUAUAUCAUGUCAGCACUAGCUGUCUGGCUGUCUAGCUGUCUGACUGUCUAUUUCUACACCUAUCUAUGAAAAGCUCACUGCUACAGACUAAACGAUAAAUAAAUAUACAUGCAGUACAUAAAAAGUAAACACAAUAUUCGUGGAAUGUAAACAAAUAUUCAAUUCCGAAUUUUCCCCGGAUUAGUAUCGGACAUGUAAUUACUAAUAUUUAGUGAUAUAACCCAAUUUAGUUAAUUUAUAAUAAAUUUUAUA
Messenger RNA from Eurytemora carolleeae, 1366 nucleotides. RefSeq names its product homeobox protein XHOX-7.1. Gene Ontology annotation, biological process: regulation of transcription by RNA polymerase II; embryonic morphogenesis. Gene Ontology annotation, molecular function: RNA polymerase II transcription regulatory region sequence-specific DNA binding; DNA-binding transcription factor activity, RNA polymerase II-specific. Gene Ontology annotation, cellular component: nucleus. The record is from RefSeq and is a predicted model, not a curated record. Lineage: Eukaryota; Metazoa; Arthropoda; Copepoda; Calanoida; Temoridae.